Penicillium cinerascens is the source of this 1079-nucleotide messenger RNA. Its product is annotated as Mov34/MPN/PAD-1 family protein. Gene Ontology annotation, biological process: protein deneddylation. The transcript has 2 exons. NCBI's taxonomy places the organism in Eukaryota, Fungi, Ascomycota, Eurotiomycetes, Eurotiales, Aspergillaceae. Gene Ontology annotation, molecular function: protein binding; deNEDDylase activity; metallopeptidase activity. Gene Ontology annotation, cellular component: cytoplasm; COP9 signalosome. The record is from RefSeq and is a predicted model, not a curated record. Bases 78 to 1079 code for a protein of 333 amino acids.
UUUAUAUUCCUCUCUUCCCCUCACUUACGACAUCUACAUACAAAUCAACUAUCUAACGCCACACAACCCCCGCAACAAUGCAGGCUGCACAGCAGUCCUGGGAGCUAGAAAACGCAAUCAGCGUCUUCGACCCACAACGCGAUGCCCUCUACCAAUAUGACGAAGAAACGCAAAAGACCCUGAACGCAGAACGACCAUGGGCCUCAGACCCAUACUAUUUCAAAUCCGUACGCAUCUCCGCCACGGCGCUAUUGAAAAUGGUGAUGCAUGCCCGCUCGGGCGGGUCUCUAGAGGUGAUGGGUCUGAUGCAAGGGUACAUCCUGCCGAACACAUUCGUGGUGACAGACGCAUUCCGGCUACCGGUCGAAGGCACAGAAACGCGCGUGAACGCACAGGACGAAGCGUACGAGUAUAUGGUGUCGUAUCUUCAGUCGUGCCGGGAUGCGGGGCGGAAGGAUAACGCUGUUGGAUGGUAUCACAGUCAUCCAGGGUAUGGAUGCUGGCUUUCGGGUAUUGAUGUUGCGACGCAGCAAACGCAGCAGAUGACCGGGCCCUUUGUGGCUGUUGUCAUUGAUCCGGAGCGCACAAUCUCCGCUGGUCGUGUUGAGAUCGGUGCUUUCCGUACUUUCCCGCAGGAUUAUACCCCGCCCAAGGAGGCUCAUGAAGAUGAUGAGUAUCAGACUAUUCCGCUGGGCAAGGCGGAGGACUUUGGUGCACAUGCGAAUCAGUACUAUUCGCUCGAGACGACGCAUUUCAAGAGCACCCUCGACUCUGAACUUUUGUCCCUUCUCUGGAACAAGUAUUGGGUUGCUACGCUCAGCCAGAGUCCACUGUUUACUUCUCGCGACUAUAGCAGCAAGCAGAUGAUGGAUCUCAGCCAGAAGGUGCGCAAGGCAGCACGGGGGAUCGAAAACAGUGGUCCGGGGGGCGGAUCGGCUACGGUCAAGGAUCAGCAGUUGGAUAAAGUUGUGCGUGGAGGACAGCGCAUCGUGUUGGAAGAAGUCAAGGGCCUCGUCGCGUCCGAGGUGAAGAUGAAACUCUUCCAGGGUAUCGGGGAUCAGUCUACUUCAUCAACUUAA